This is a messenger RNA of Coniophora puteana RWD-64-598 SS2, 1123 nucleotides long. RefSeq lists its product as uncharacterized. The record is from RefSeq and is a predicted model, not a curated record. NCBI's taxonomy places the organism in Eukaryota, Fungi, Basidiomycota, Agaricomycetes, Boletales, Coniophoraceae. The transcript has 8 exons. Bases 311 to 1123 code for a protein of 270 amino acids.
GGGCACCUUAUGCUGUGAUGUGAUGUUUAGCCAAACUUCUUGGAAGAACGUUACAAUGUUUCCCAGUGGACGACUGAUAAUCUACUCGUAAAUUCGAUUGGGCCGGUCACUCUCAACGGCUCAAUGUCAACGUUUAUGAAAGUAUGGACGUCACGCGCCCAUCCCGGCUGCCAGGCUGUAUUGCUGGAUAUCGCUGGCUGAUUGGUAGCCCGUUCCCGCGAAGCACCAAAGCUGCCAGUGCACUCCGAAUCGUUCCCGCGAAGCGUUUAUACUCAACAUUGCAACUGAAAGGCGGUAAACCGGAUCCCAGAUGUCCUCGGGAGCCAAGGCAGCGGAUUUGCUCACACUCAUUGUCGAAUGUGUACUCUAUGGCUUUUGUGUUUCGCUAUUCGUUGCAGCCGCUUCGGUUCAGCUCUCAGGACUCUUUGCUGGCCGCAUCAAGCAGUUGAUUGGUGGCGCAUCUGUGCUGCUCUUUAUGUUGAGCACGGCGCACGUUAUGACGCAGAUACUUACGGUAUAUCAAGGUGAAAUUACUGUACCGGCGGAACAACAAGAGACAUUCGCCAUGGAUGACACCGCCGACAUAUACACAACUAUCAAGGACAUAUGCUAUCUCAUAGAAUCAGUUUUGGGUGACUCGAUACUAAUCUAUCGCUGCUAUAGAAUGUGGAAUACCCUAUGGGUUGUCAUUCCCUUUGCAAUAACCGACUGUGCUUCGGCAGCUCUCACCAUUGUCACUAUCAUAAACGCAUCGCGGUCCGUUGGUAGCGACUUCAUGGCUGGGUCUGACGAAAGAUGGAACCUCGCCUCAUUUACCAUGGUGCUUGUCACAGACUUGGUUCCCACAUGUCUUUUGAGCUAUAAAUUGUGGAUAGCAAGACGAACCUCUAUUGAUCACAAACAACGUCACCGACUUAGCUCUCUGGCUCGUGUUAUUCUUGAAUGCGGAGUUAUUUACUCUCUUUGUUUGAUUGCCUUUAUGAUUGUCACCACUAUGCAGAACUAUGCUUCAUAUGUGGCGGUCGGCAUGUCACUGCCUGAUUUCGAGCACAGGAGGACUGGUGAUCAAGUGAGGUUGAGUGACCGAGGAAACCUAUUUUUCUUCUUCUUCUUCUUCUUCUGA